UGCUAUCUAUAGUGCGACUAUUUUCAGACCAUGCAGACAGGACGCAAUGGAAGUCUCACAAACCUUUAUUUACCGUCCAGUUCUGGGGAAAAAAUGGCUGUUCUACACUCGAGUCACGCGCUGCAUUGUCACUUGAGAGGCUUUUUUAGGGAGAGAACAGACCCGGGGUUUAACAGAUCAUGGAAGUGCCCGAAGGCCUGGGAGUCAACCGGCAGAUUCAUGCAGAGAAUGCGACCCUUGAUCUGGAGGACAGAGAGCAGCAGGCGGGCUGGGUGAGAGUGAGGGUGGAGGAGAGCUGCUUCACUGUGGAGCGGGCCUUGCUUGCGAGGUGCAGCAACUACUUCUGCGCCCUCUUUCAAUCUGGGAUGGCAGAAAGUCAACAAGAAGAGCUCCACCUGAAGGGAGGGUUGCGUGCAAGGGGUUUCCUCAUCACCCUCGCUGUCUGCAGGGGAGAGACCCCCGCUCUCUGUGACCCGGAUGAGCUUGUAGAAGCCGUAGAGUGCGCUGCCUUUCUGCAGGUUGCAUGCUUGGUGCGGCAUCUUUGUGACAUUAUCGACUCAGACAACUGCCUCUUGCUUUACCACGCAGCCUCCAUCUAUGGGGUGCAUGCACUCUUUCACAGUGCUGCUCUUUUCCUCUGUGAUGCCUUUGAGGAUUUGAAGGAAGCAGCAGAGAGUAUGAUUCCUGAAGACCUCCUUCAAUAUUCUCAAUCACUCUCUCCUGCUACUUACAUUGCUAUAGGCACACACACUCCCUCAAUGGACCUGCUGCAGGACUCCUUUAGGAUUGUUUGCUACCUGGAUGAAAAAGAGGAAGAGUGGAAGCAUCUGACAGACCUCCCAACUCUCUGCAGCACCUCCAUGGCUGGAGUGGCAGUGCUCGACAACCGACUGUACAUUGUGGGGGGAGUUCAUGGAUAUAAUAAGGACACAGUGGACAGCAGCUUCUGCUACAAUCCUGAUACAGGGGUUUGGACAACUCUUCCAGGUCCCCAGCAGCUAAGAUAUGACUUCACCCUGCUGGGGCACGAGGGCAGACUCUACGCCAUUGGCGGCGAAUUCCAAAAACGGACGAUCUCCACAGCAGAGAGUUACGACGUUGAGAAAGGAGAGUGGACAUUCAUAAAACAAGCACCAAGACCUGUAGCAUCUGCAGCUUGUGCUGUUGCAAGACGCCGGAUGUUUGUCUGCUUCUGGAAACCACCAGACACCACAGACAUCUAUGAAUACAUACCGGCAAAAGACGAGUGGAAACUGGCAACCACUAUGAUCAAACCUAUGAGCUAUGGCCACUGUAUGGUAGCCCACAGGGACAAUUUAUAUGUAAUGCGCAAUGGGCCUUAUGACGACUUCCUGCGCUGUCUGAUGGACUGCUACAACAUCACGACAGGCCAGUGGACAGCCAUGCCAGGACACUACAUCAACAGCAAGGGGGCGCUGUUCUCUGCGAUGAUAAGGGGGGAUUCCGUGUUCACAGUGAAAUACAUGCUAACGCUGGAAUACGCCAUCACUGAGCAGGGAUGGAAGCCCCGCAGGCAGAUGAAGGGGUUUCCAAAGAGUGGUUCACUGUGGACGUGUUUACUCAGGCUUCCCAAGACGGGACCAGUUUCACCACAGCUGGAUGCAGAAGGGGAGGAAGAAGAAAUGUCUUUGCCAGACACAUCUGAGGGAUUUGUGGAAGCUAUACCACAACUGUGAAAUCCCUGAAAAACAAUGUUUUAUCUUCAGGGUUUCUAAACUAGAAUGUGAGUUUUAGAAUUUAAAAAAAACCCACUGUGACUACAUGACUGCAUUGUGACACAAACGUUCGUUCAUAGUCACUUUCACAUGCACUCACACUUGCACACACAUGCACACGUGCUGACACUAUGCAUUUGUUCUGAUUAGCAACAGCUGCUACUGUAGUUUAUACUAGGAGAGGCCACUGUGCGUGUGUGUGUGUGUGUGUGUGUGUGUGUGUGCAAAGUUCAAAGGCACUGACGGGAUGUUCUAAACCUCUCGUUCUCUACGUUUUUCCUGAAGUCACACUGAGCCAAUUCAGGAGCCACCGGCCUCCCAGUCGACAUAAAACACACCACACACUCUUGGAUACUCACUUCCCCAGGUUUGCUGCUCCAUGAGUGAUUAAAUACCUGUUUCUGUGGGAGAAUACAUUUCACAUAGCCUCAAGCUUGUGACUCUGAGGGUUGUGGGAAAUGUCUUUGGCUUGUACGACCACAGACUGCAGUUGCUUUAGUAUAUUAAAAACCAAUGGAAUUCUCUGGCAACAUGUGAUAUCAAUCCAUAGUACUUUAUUUUGAAUACUUACUUUGCCUAGCGAUGUUGUUCUUACUGUACCAAAGGACUAAAAUACUGUCAGUUACAUUUAAAGUUGGAAUUUGUCUGUGGGCUCCUUUAACAUACCGUCGAAAAUCACGAUUUCCACUGAACCUUCCCAUGUACUUUGUUGAGUUCAGCAGUCCUACUGGGGUCAAUUAUGCGGCUACCAUUCCCACCACUUUGGCAGAGGAUCAAAAAAAUCAAAUCAUUUCACAUGUUAAUCCACUCUGAUGCAAUCAAGA
Messenger RNA from Epinephelus fuscoguttatus (brown-marbled grouper), 2560 nucleotides. Its product is annotated as kelch repeat and BTB domain-containing protein 13. The transcript has a single exon. Lineage: Eukaryota; Metazoa; Chordata; Actinopteri; Perciformes; Serranidae. Gene Ontology annotation, molecular function: protein binding. The record is from RefSeq and is a predicted model, not a curated record. The coding region runs from base 180 to 1697 and encodes 505 amino acids.